Molecule: messenger RNA, 474 nt
Organism: Drosophila persimilis
Lineage: Eukaryota; Metazoa; Arthropoda; Insecta; Diptera; Drosophilidae
Exons: 4
Coding region: 1-474 (157 amino acids)
Source: RefSeq, a predicted model, not a curated record
AUGCGCCGGCUGGAGUUUACAAAUAUAAAAUGCACCGCCCUGGAUAGAAAAUUCGUAGACUUCCAAGAGUGCUAUCUGAAAGCCGCGAAUCGAACCUAUAAAUACAUUUCAAUCAAUGCUGUUCUUCACCAGAAACCAAUUACCCAAUUUAAGGUAAACUUUGCACUGUAUAAACGCUCCAAUGGCCUGCAACCGAUCAACUAUAACACGACUAUGGACGGCUGUAAGGUAUUCGACAACGAGAAGAAUCCGGUGAAUACAUUUCUAUUUGGCUUGUUCAAGACGUACUCCAACAUCAACCACACGUGUCCCUACAAUCAUGAUCUUAUAGUGGAGAAGCUACCCACCACUUUCGUACUGCAACAGUUCUCAACGUUUUUGCCCUUUCCCAGUGGGGACUAUGUCUUCUCCAGCAAUUGGAUCACCCACGGGGGUAAUCGGGCCAAUGUCAGGGUCCAUGCUACCCUAGAUUAA